CCUUUGCUUGUCAUGCAAGUUGAAUGCUACAUCAUUCCUUUUUGCCUACCAACAAACAUACGAAAUUGGUAUAGAAAUGACAAAAAGAAAAGGAGUUUAGACAAUGUGUUAAAUAUUAUUAAAUAUUUUUUAUAUAAUUUUCACUCAACAUUUUAUCAAAUGGAAUAAAAAAUAUUUUGUUAUUUUAAAAUGUCCGAAGGAAAUGAAAUUCCUCAAGAUCCUAGACCGGAAUUUUUCGGAAAUUAUAUAAUAAAAGCAUUAAAAGUAAAAGCUGAAAAAUGGUAUAGAUUAAUGUUAACCGAAGAUCAAGGAUCUAAAGUUUAUAAUUUUUUAGAUAAUCCGGAAUGUUUAGUCUUGAUUAUACUACAGAAUAUGGCUGCACAACUAUUUGCAAUGGAUAAUUUUCCUAUUCCACUGAAAAGCAAAGCUAUUUAUUUUAUAAAAACAAGUAAACUUGUUAUACCAAAAGAAAAUCCUAGUUCAGUAAUUAUAAUAGGUGAUUUAGCAUGUAAACCUAUUGAACAGUUGGCUACAAUCGUAGACUAUAUUUUCGUGCCAUUACUAGCAAAUCAAGAAAAUCAUGUGAAUUGGGCAAACGUUGUGUCUUUAGAUGUUAAGGAACAUGUACAUAGUUUAAAAAGUACUGUAUAUCAGGUAAAAGGCCAAAUCAAUGGUCAAACCAUUUUACCUAUGCCUGUUGGAAUUGAAAAAUUAGAUAACAUUGAAAAGAUGGUGAAAGAUAGCAAUGGAAAAAUAGUUGAUUUACAUUUCAAAUCUGCAGUGGAAGGCGUCAUCAUUAAAUGGGCUACACAAAUAACUGAUGUUUUGAAUGCAGAUUCAGCUACUAUAUACAAGAACAAUAAAAACUUAACACCAUGGGCCGAAAUUGAAUUUUGGAAGAACCGGGUAAAAAAUUUAGAGUACAUAUACGAACAGUUACAAGAACAAAAAAUAGUUAAAAUGACCACAAUCGUCCAAAUAUCAAAUAGUGCGUACUACCCGUGUCUUAAAAAUAUUUACACAAAUGUUACUUCAGCUUUAGAAGAAGCUAAGGACAUAGUUCGUUACUUAAAACCAUUAGAAAAACAUUUCAAGUUAUUAGAAGAGACCGAUUUUGGAGACAUAGCAGUGUGUUUAAAACCGUUGAUGCAUGUAGUUUGUUUAGUAUGGUCAAACUCUCGAUUUUAUUGUAGUUCAAGUAAAAUCAUUAUUCUUUUUAAAGAAAUAUGCAAUCUAUUGAUUGUUCAGGCAACGAGAUAUUUGGAUCCUACUUCAAUUUUCCAGAGUGAUGUAGUAGAAACAAAAUCUCGUGUUAGGCAUUGUAUUGUUAUAUUUGAAAAAUACAGAGAAAUAUUCAAUGAUUUCCGUAAAAACUUACAUACUUACUUUAAUGGAAAAUCGCCACUUCUAUGGACAUUUCAUCCAAAUAUAGUUUUUAAUCGUGCAGAAUUAUUCGUUAAACGAUUGCAAAUAAUUGAAUGGUUUUUCGAUACGGUCGUUGAAUUUACCAAGUUGGAAAGAAUUGAAUUUAGUGGUUUAAAAGGAAGAUUACUUAGUACUCGAAUCUUGGAUAUAUAUUCUGAUUUCAAUGAUCAAUUCUCAUUAUUUGCUAGUAAAUCUUAUGAUGUACUUGAACCAGAAGACGAAAAAUUUAUAUUAGACUAUGAAAAAUUUAAAGAAAACAUAAAAGAUUUAGAUCAUAGACUUGCAUUUACUUUAAGUCAAGCAUUCGAUGACUGUUAUAAUUUAGACAGCAUUUUUAAGUUAAUAGAUAUUGUGGGUGCUGUAAUGGAUCGAACACUAAUUAAAGAAACCUUUACGCAAAGUUACAAUAAAAUAUUAUUUUUGAUUUCCGAUGAAGUUACUAUUUGUGAGAAUUUAUUUGUUACUCAAAAAGAAGCUAUUGAAACCCAACGUAUUUUUAUUGUUGACAAACUUAUGCCUCCAGUUGCGGGCUUUUUAAAAUGGUCACAUUCAUUAAAAACCAGAGUUCAACAUCCAGUGAAUAGUUUUAAAAAUCUAGACCAUCCAAUAAUUGAAAGUGAAUGUGCGAAAAAUAUUUUGCAAAAGGUGGAUUAUCUUUUGAUAGAAAUAGAAAAACUCGAAGAAUCAUUAGUAGAAAUUUGGAAAUCUGAUGUUCCAAGAAAGUGUCAGCAAUUAUUAGAAUUACCAUUGUUCAAUCGUUCUGAAAAUUUAUAUGAAUUAAAAUUAAAUUUUCAUCCAGAGCUUGUAGCGAUUUUAAGAGAAGUCCACUAUUUACGUGCAAUAAAAAUAAAAGAAAUACCAGAUGAGGCAUUGAAACUUUACGAAAAAGAAAAUGUAUUUAGAAUAUAUUGCAUAAACUUGAACAAUAUUAAAGAGUGCUAUAAUAAAUUAAGAAAUAAUAGCAGAGAAAUUGAAUUUCAAUUAGUAAGAAAAGAAAUCGAAAAUAUUGAUGAACUUAUUAAAGAAGGAGAACAAACAUUAAAAUGGAAUUCUGAUUGCAAUUAUCUUAACUCGUACAUUGGGAAAGUACAAGAUUUAGUGAACCAGUUAUAUCAACGAGUACAAAAAACACAAGAAAACGUUAAACGAAUAAAAUCAAUUUUAUUUUCUUGGGCAAAAACUCCGGUAUUAUACCGGAAAGAUAACAAAAAAGAUACUCUGUUAGCUAUUGAUGAUCGAGAUGAAAGAAUUUUAAAAAGGCGUAGAGAAAUUGAAAAAGCUGCUAUUGAAAUACACAAAUUACUACAUGAAAACUGUACAUUAUUUUAUAUGCAAGAUAAAACUAAUUACAGUGAAUGGCAAUGUUAUGUAGCUUUCGUUGACUCAUUAGUUGCAGAUGGGAUGCUAAAAGCUGUGGGUUGUAGCUUAUGUUAUAUUGUUGAAAACAUGAUUCCCGAAAUUACAACAUUUCCUUUAUUCGAGGCAACCUUAGAGCUACAAGAUCCAGAUUUAAUGUUUAUACCUUCUUUAGAUCCAUCAGAAGUUGGAAAUUUUAAGAGUAUGAUACAAGAAAUAAUUAAUGAAAUAGUUGGACUAACUCAGCAUAUGCCUCGUAUAUUAAAUUUAAGCAAUUCAAUAAAUUAUUUUGAUGAAAUGACAUUAAAUCAAGAUAUUCAUGAAAUGAAAGAAGAUAUAAUAAAUGCAGUAUCUCGAGUUAUCGAAAAGGCUAAUAAUUACUGUCUUAAUUUUGAAAACUAUUCAUAUUUAUGGUUGGAUGAUCGAGAAUUGUAUAUGCAACAUUUUUUAAAAUAUGGACAUCCACUUUCAAUGGAAGAAUAUGAAAAUAUGAUGAUUGAUGAUACUUAUGCCCCUCCUAUUGUUAACCCAACAAUGAAACAAUUUAAAGAACAAAUUGACAAUUUUGAAAAUGUAUAUUCUGAGAUUGAACAAUUAGAGUCAAUUCAAGUGUUUGAUUCGUGGUUUCAAGUUGAUAUGCGCCCUUUUAAACAAGAAUUAUUAAAUACUGUGUGUAAAUGGAGUUUAAUGUUCAAACAACACUUGAUGGAUAAUGUUACAAAUAGUUUAUUCGAUUUGGCAAAAUUUAUACAAGAUGCAGAUGAAGGUCUUAUGCAACCUGUAGUAGAAGGUAAUUAUGAGGCAUUAGUCAGUAUCAUGGGUUAUCUCUAUAAGGUUAAAGAAAGGCAAGCUAAUACAGAAGAAAUGUUUCAACCAUUGACUGAAACUAUUCAAUUACUAAAAUAUUAUGAUAUGGAACUCUCGGAAGAAGUUAAUGUUCUCUUACAGGAACUUCCUGAGCUUUGGAAUAAUACAUGUAAACUAGCUGUUAACAUUAAGCAACAAGUAGCUCCACUACAAGCGAUUGAAGUAAAUAAUAUACGGCAUAGAAUUUCUUAUUUUGAUAGUCGCAUAGCUUACUUUAGAGAAAACUUCAAAAAAUCCAAAAUCUUUAAAUAUGAUUGUUUGUAUCCCUGUAUAUUGAUGGAUGAAAUUAACGGAAAAAUAGCAAUGUACGAAGAGAUCAUGACUCAUAUUCAAAAGUCUGCGUCACUUUUUGAAGUUAAUGUUCCCGAAUUUAAAUUACUCAAACAAUGUAGAAAAGAACUAAAACUCUUAAAACAACUUUGGGAUUAUGUGCAUUUAAUACAUUCAUGCAUUAACCAUUGGAAAACAACUCCUUGGCGUAAGGUCGACGUUGAAAACAUGGAUAUCGAGUGCAAAAAAUUCGCUAAAGAAAUACGAGCAUUAGAUAAAGAAAUGCGGUCUUGGAAUGCAUACAUUUGUUUAGAGGCAACUGUUAAAAAUAUGGUCACUUCUUUGAGAGCUGUGGGUGAGCUUCAAAAUCCAGCAAUUCGCGAACGUCAUUGGGAACAACUUAUGAGUUCUACAAAGAGUUUAGCUGAUUUGGCCAAAUCAUUUGAUAUUAAAUUUGUUAUGGACGACAAGACAACUUUAGCGGAAUUAUUGUCGCUAAAUUUGCACGAGUGUGAAGAUGAUGUUAAAACAAUUGUCGAUAAAGCUGUAAAAGAAAUGUCAAUGGAAAAAAUGUUACGCGAGUUACAUACUACCUGGGCUUCUAUGGAAUUUAACCAAGAAACUCAUGGCCGCACAGGAUAUAGUUUGCUGAGAGCAAGUGAAAAAUUAAUUGAAACAUUGGAAGAAAAUCAAGUUCAAUUGCAAAAUUUGAUGACGUCGAAAUUUGUAGCAUUUUUUUUGGAAGAAGUUUCUAGCUGGCAACAAAAACUCAGUAUAGCAGACCAAGUUAUCAACUCUUGGUUUGAAGUACAAAGAACAUGGAUGCAUUUAGAGUCAAUAUUUAUGAGUUCUGAUGACAUUCGUAAACAGUUACCUGAAGACUCUGAAAGAUUUUUUCGCAUUGACUCCGAAUUUAAAGAAUUAAUGACUAGCAUGUCAAAAACACCAAAAGUUCUUGAAGCGACAAAUAAAUCGGGAUUGCUCAAACAUUUAGACGAUUUGCAUAAUAAUUUAACAUUAUGCGAAAAAGCUCUUGCAGAAUACUUGGAAACAAAACGUCUUGCAUUCCCUAGAUUUUACUUUGUGUCUUCUGCGGAUCUUUUGGACAUACUUUCAAAUGGAAAUAAUCCAGAAUUAGUAGUAAGGCACUUAAUAAAAUUGUUUGAUUCUAUUGCGUCGUUAAAUUUUGUCGACUCUAUAAAUACAGAAAAGAAAGUAGCUAUGGGUAUGCUAGCUAAGGAUGGUGAAUACGUCAAGUUUAAUGAAGAUUGUGACUGUAAUGGCCCAGUCGAAAAAUGGCUCAACAGAGUACAAAUAUUAAUGCGUCAUACAAUAAGACAGAACUUUUUCGAAAGUACAAUAUCUUAUGAAGAAAAACCGAGAGAGCAAUGGCUUUUUGAUUAUCCCGCUCAAGUAUCCUUGUGUGGUACUCAAAUUUGGUGGACAACUGAAGUUAACAUUGCAUUUUCUAGGCUAGAAGAAGGAUAUGAAAAUGCAUUAAAAGAUUACCAAAGAAAACAGAUUUCUCAGUUAAAUACAUUAAUAUCUUUAUUAUUGGGUGAAUUAUCUAAACAAGAUAGACAAAAAGUUAUGACAAUUUGUACAAUUGACGUUCAUUCUAGAGACGUCGUUGCAAGGUUGAUUCAAUCUAAAAUUGAUAAUGUACUAGCUUUUCAAUGGCAAUCUCAACUUCGACAUAGAUGGGACGAAAAAGAGAAGGAUUGUUUUGCUAAUAUUUGCGAUGCCCAAUUUCGUUAUAGUCACGAAUAUUUAGGAAAUACGCCACGUUUAGUCAUUACUCCUUUAACAGAUAGAUGUUACAUAACACUGACACAGUCUCUACAUCUGGUGAUGGGCGGUGGGCCCGCAGGACCUGCUGGAACUGGAAAAACAGAAACAACUAAAGAUUUGGGACGUGCAUUAGGUGUCAUGGUGUAUGUAUUUAACUGUUCAGAGCAAAUGGACUAUAAGUCCUGUGGAAAUAUUUAUAAAGGGUUAGCACAAACAGGAGCAUGGGGUUGUUUUGAUGAAUUUAAUAGAAUAUCUGUAGAAGUAUUGUCUGUAGUAGCCGUUCAAGUGAAGUCCAUACAAGAUGCUAUAAAAGAAAAGUCUUCAACAUUCAAUUUCAUGGGAGAAGUCAUUAGUUUAAUUCCAUCAGUUGGAAUUUUUAUUACAAUGAACCCAGGAUACGCUGGUCGAACUGAAUUACCAGAAAAUUUAAAAGCGUUAUUUAGACCAUGUGCGAUGGUAGUACCAGAUUUCGAAUUGAUUUGUGAGAUAAUGCUUGUAGCAGAAGGAUUUCAGGAAGCAAAAAUUUUAGCUCGAAAAUUCAUUACAUUGUAUACUCUGUGUAAAGAGUUACUAUCCAAACAAGAUCAUUACGAUUGGGGAUUACGAGCUAUUAAAUCAGUCUUAGUAGUUGCUGGUUCUUUAAAGAGGGGAGAUCCAGGACGAAUAGAAGAAGAAGUAUUGAUGAGAGCUUUAAGAGAUUUUAAUAUACCAAAAAUUAUAAGUGAUGAUGUACCAGUGUUUAUGGGGUUGAUUGGCGAUUUAUUUCCUUCAAUGGAUGUGCCCCGUAAAAGGGAUCAAGAUUUUGAAAAAACUGUAAAACAAGCAGCUGUUGAUUUAUUGUUACAACCUGAAGAAAACUUUAUAUUAAAAGUAGUACAAUUAGAGGAGCUUUUAGAAGUCCGGCAUUCAGUUUUUAUCGUAGGUAAUGCCGGUACCGGUAAAACAAAAGUGUGGAAAACUUUAUUUAAAACCUACCAAAAUAUUAAACGAAAGCCUAUUUAUAAUGAUCUAAAUCCGAAAGCUGUGACCAAUGACGAAUUAUUCGGAGUUAUUAAUCCCGCUACACGAGAAUGGAAAGAUGGUUUAUUCUCUGUAAUUAUGAGAGAGCAAGCAAAUUACCCAAAUACAUGUCCAAAAUGGAUUAUCUUAGAUGGAGAUAUCGAUCCAAUGUGGAUAGAAUCUUUGAAUACAGUUAUGGAUGAUAAUAAGAUACUUACACUAGCUAGCAAUGAACGUAUAGCUUUAACUACUUCAAUGAGACUUAUUUUCGAAAUAUCUAAUCUACGAACGGCAACUCCAGCAACUGUAUCACGAGCAGGAAUAUUAUACAUAAAUCCUCAAGAUUUAGGAUGGAAUCCGUAUGUUACAAGUUGGAUUGAAACAAGAGAGAAUGCGGUAGAAAAAAGUAAUUUAGUUAUCUUGUUUGAUAAAUAUAUUCCAUCUUGUUUGGAAAAUAUUCGAAACAGAUUCAAAAAAAUUAUACCAAUAGCUGAGAUGUCUCAUAUACAAAUGUUGUGCUAUUUAUUAGAAUGUAUUUUGGUACCUUCAAAUACACCUAUUGAUUGCCCUAAAGAAUGGUAUGAAUUAUAUUUCACAUUUGCUUGCAUAUGGUCAUUUGGAUCAGCAAUAUACCAAGAACAAGUGAUUGACUAUAAAGUAGAAUUUUCUAAAUGGUGGGUUGCUGAAUUUAAAACAAUAAAAUAUCCUUCCGUAGGUACAGUUUUUGAUUAUUUUAUUGAUACGGAAACCAAAGAGUUUUUACCAUGGUCAGAUAUCAUUCCUAAGUUUGAAUUGGACCCAGAUAUGCCAUUACAAAAUGCAUUGGUACACACGCCAGAAUCAAUCAGAACUCGGUAUUUUGUUGAUUUACUAAUGGAUUAUAAGCAUCCAGUAAUGUUGGUUGGAAGUUCAGGAUGUGGUAAAACAGUGUUAAUUACGGAAAAAUUAACUAGUCUUUCAGAUAGCUACACUAUAGCAAAUAUACCUUUUAAUUAUUACACGACUUCAGAAAUGCUACAAAAGAUACUAGAAAAACCAUUGGAGAAAAAAGCUGGUAGAAAUUAUGGACCACCCGGAAAUAAAACCUUAGUUUAUUUUUUAGAUGAUAUGAACAUGCCUGAGGUGGAUUCAUAUGGUACGGUACAACCACACACUUUAAUACGACAACAUUUAGAUUAUGGACAUUGGUACGACCGAACUAAAUUAACUUUAAAAGAUAUUCAUAACUGCCAAUAUGUAUCUUGUAUGAAUCCGACCGCUGGCAGUUUUACAAUUAAUCCUCGACUUCAACGUCAUUUUUGUGUAAUAGCAGUGAGUUUUCCAGGAACAGAAUCAUUAACUAUUAUUUAUUCAUCAAUAUUGAAUCAGCAUUUUGGAAAUGUAGAAAAUCGAAUUCCACAAAUAGUAUCAAAAUUAGCUGAUAAUGUUAUAGAAGCAACUAUCUGGCUUCACAACAAAACUAAUUCAUUUUUCCUUCCAACUGCCACCAAAUUUCACUAUAUUUUCAAUCUUAGAGAUUUAUCAAACAUUUUUCAAGGUUUAGUUUUUAGUACUGGUGAAUGUCUUUCUUGCCCCGCGGACUUAAUGCGUUUAUGGAUGCAUGAAUGUCAAAGAGUGUACUCCGACAAAUUGGUAGAUGAAAAAGAUUCUGAUGCAUUCAGUAAAAUGCAAACUGAUGCAUUAAAAAAGUUUUUUGAUGAAAUAGACGAAUGUGCAGUUUUUGAAAAACCAAAUAUUUACUGCCAUUUUGCUCAAGGUAUUGGUGAGCCUAAGUAUGCUCCUGUUAAGAGUUGGUCAAAUCUUACAAAAUUGUUGGAAGAAGCUUUGAAUUUAUACAAUGAUUUAGUAGGUGCUAUGAAUUUAGUAUUAUUUGAAGAUGCCAUGAUGCAUGUAUGCAGAAUCAAUAGAAUUCUAGAAUCCCCUCGUGGUAAUUGCUUGCUGGUGGGAGUAGGAGGUAGUGGAAAACAAUGCCUAGCUAGAUUAGCUGCAUUUAUCUCUAGUUUGGAAGUAGCGCAGAUACAAUUACGAAAAGGAUACGGCUUGUUGGAUCUUAAAAUGGAGCUUUCUAGUUUAUACAUGAAGUCAGGAUUAAAAAAUGUAGGAACAGUGUUUCUCAUGACUGAUGCACAAGUUCCAUCUGAAUCAUUUUUAGUAUUGAUUAACGAUAUGCUUUCUUCUGGGGAAAUUCCAGAAUUAUUUCCUGACGAUGAAAUAGAAAAUAUAAUAGCUGGAGUUCGCAAUGAAGUUAAAGGUGCUGGUAUCUUAGACACUCGUGAAAAUUGUUGGAAAUUUUUCAUUGAUCGAGUCAGAAGGCAAUUGAAAAUAGUAUUGUGUUUUUCUCCUGUUGGAUCAGUUUUGAGAGUUCGUAGCAGGAAAUUUCCUGCUCUAAUAAAUUGUACUUCUAUUAAUUGGUUUCAUGAAUGGCCACAACAAGCAUUAAUGUCAGUAUCUAAUCAAUUUUUAUCGGAACUUGAAGUCUUACCAGAAAAUUUUAAAGAAUCAGUUGCUAAGUUUAUGUCUUAUGCACAUACUCAGGUGAACACAAUAUCUCGGGUUUAUUUACAGAGUGAUAGACGCUAUAAUUAUACGACACCAAAAUCAUUUUUAGAGCAAAUAUCUCUUUAUUCUAAACUAUUAAGAAGAAAAUCAGCUGAAUUAGCUGGUAAAAUUAAUAGACUUGAAAAUGGAUUGGAAAAAUUAAAAAGCACAGCAAACCAGGUAGAUAAUUUAAAGGCAAAAUUGGCUAUUCAAGAAAUUGAACUUAAAAUAAAAAAUGAUGCUGCUGAUAAAUUAAUUCAAAUUGUUGGUGUUGAAACUGAAAAAGUUUCCAAGGAAAAAGCAUUUGCUGAUGACGAAGAAAAAAAAGUCUGUUCAAUUGCUGAAGAAGUAAAGAAAAAACAACAAGAUUGCGAAGAAGAUCUUGUUAAAGCCGAACCCGCACUCUUAGCUGCUCAGGAAGCUUUAAAUACAUUGAAUAAAUCAAAUUUAACUGAAUUAAAAUCAUUUGGCUCACCUCCAGGUGUAGUUACAAAUGUAACAGCUGCUGUAAUGGUACUGUUAGCUCAAAAUGGAAAAAUUCCAAAAGAUCGUAGUUGGAAAGCUGCUAAGAUUAUGAUGGCCAAAGUGGACAGCUUUUUGGAUUUAUUAAUAAAUUACGAUAAAGAAAACAUCCAUCCUGAAGUAACAAAAGCCAUAAAGCCAUACUUAAAAGAUCCAGAGUUUGAGCCUGAAUUUGUAAAAACAAAAUCUGCCGCUGCUGCAGGUCUUUGUGCUUGGGUUAUAAAUAUAAUCAAAUUUUAUGAAGUAUACUGUGACGUAGAGCCAAAAAGAAUAGCUCUUUCUCAAGCUAAUGCAGAAUUAGCUCAAGCACAAGAAAAAUUGUCUAUCAUAAAGAAAAAAGUUGCCUCAUUGGAAGAACAGUUAUCAAAACUGACUGCAGACUUUGAACAGGCUACAUCUGAAAAAUUACACUGUCAACAAGAAGCAGAUGCCACAAAUAAAACAAUAGCAUUAGCUAAUAGACUGAUUGGUGGUUUAGGAUCUGAAAAUGUUCGUUGGGCAGAAGCUGUCUCAUGUUUUAUGCAACAAAGUACAACUCUUCCAGGAGAUAUUUUACUAAUUACCGCUUUUAUAUCUUACGUUGGAUGUUUCACUAAAUACUACAGAUUAGAACUUCUACAAAAAAUAUGGACUCCUUAUGUCAAAACAUUAAACCCUUCAGUUCCAAUAACAGAGGGUCUUGAUCCAUUAUCUUUAUUAACUGAUGAUACACAAAUUGCAAUCUGGAAUAAUGAAGGACUACCAAGUGAUCGUAUGUCAACAGAAAACGCUACUAUUUUAACUAAUUCAGAUCGAUGGCCACUAAUGAUAGAUCCACAACUUCAAGGUAUAAAAUGGAUUAAACAAAAAUAUGGUGAUAGUUUAAUAGUUUUAAGACUUGGUCAAAAAGGAUGUAUGGAUGAAUUAGAAAAUAGCAUAACUCUAGGCUAUACAGUACUAAUAGAAAAUAUUGAAGAAAACUUAGAUCCUGUGUUAGAUUCUUUAUUAAGUCGUAAUCUUAUUAAAAAAGGAAAAGCUAUAAAAAUGGGUGAUAAAGAAAUAGAAUACAAUUCAAAUUUUCGAUUACUCCUCCAUACAAAACUUGCAAAUCCACAUUAUAAACCUGAAAUGCAAGCUCAAACAACUUUAAUAAAUUUCACAGUUACCAGAGAUGGUUUGGAAGAUCAGUUAUUAGCUGAAGUAGUAAAAGCAGAAAGACCUGAUUUGGAACAACUUAAAGCUGAAUUAACAAAACAGCAGAAUGAUUUUAAAAUUAUGCUAAAGAAGCUAGAAGACGACUUACUUUCACGAUUAUCUUCAGCAGGAGAUGAUAUACUAAGUGAUACCGCAUUAGUGGAAAAUUUAGAAACAACUAAACGCACUGCUGCAGAAAUACAACAUAAAGUAGCCGAAGCUAAAAUUACAUCAGAAAAAAUUGACGAAGCCAGGGAACAUUACAGACCAGCAGCAUCCAGAGCAAGUUUAUUGUAUUUCAUACUCAAUGAGUUAAAUACUAUUAAUCCAGUUUAUCAAUUUUCACUUAAGGCAUUUUGUGUAGUAUUUCAUAAUGCGAUUGAAAAAUCACUAUCAGCUAAAGAGGUAGCCCAAAGGGUAAUAAAUUUAAUAGAUUGUAUUACCUACUUUGUUUUUGUGUACACGUCUAGAGGACUCUUUGAAUGUGACAAGCUAAUUUUUGCUUCUCAAAUGACGUUUCAGAUACUGUUAAGAAAUGAAGAAAUAUUACCUCAAGAUUUGGAUUUUUUCUUGCGUUUUCCAACUGCUCAACAUAUAAGUAGUCCUGUGGACUUUUUGUCGAACUCUAGUUGGUCAGGCAUAAGGAGUUUGUCGAGCAAAGAUGAAUUUAGAAAUUUGGAUCGGGAUAUAGAAACAUCGCCGAAAAGAUGGAAGAAAUUUAUAGAAACCGAUUGCCCUGAACGUGAAAAAUUUCCUCAAGAAUGGAAAAAUAAAAUUUCAUUACAAAGAUUAAUGAUGAUGAGAGCAUUAAGGCCUGAUCGAAUGACAUAUGCCAUGUCAGUUUUUAUUGAAGAAAAACUUGGAUCUAAAUAUGUAGAAGGUAGAAGUAUAGAUUUUUCAAAAUCUUUCGAAGAGACAUGUCCAACAACACCAAUUUUCUUUAUAUUAUCACCAGGAGUUAAUCCUUUAAAAGAUGUUGAAGAUUUAGGUCAUAAACUUGGAAUAUCAAGCGCGCAAAAAAAUUUCCACAAUGUUUCCUUAGGACAAGGUCAAGAAGUAGUUGCUGAAAAUGCAAUGGAAAUUUCAGCAGCUCAAGGACAUUGGAUUGUUCUUCAAAAUAUACAUUUGGUCAAAAAAUGGUUACCAACAUUAGAAAAAAAAAUGGAAUUGCUUGGUAAUACGGCACAUCCGAACUAUAGAUUAUUCUUAAGUGCAGAACCAGCUGCUACAUCUUCAGCGCAUAUUAUACCCCAAGGGAUUUUAGAGUCUUGUAUUAAAAUAACUAAUGAACCUCCAACUGGUAUGCAAGCAAAUUUACAUAAAGCGCUAGAUAAUUUCAAUCAGGAAACUUUAGAAAUGUCUUCUAAAGAAGCUGAAUUUAAAGUUAUAUUAUUUUCAUUAUGCUAUUUUCAUGCUGUUGUCGCUGAACGUAGAAAAUUUGGCGCACAAGGUUGGAACAAAAUUUAUCCGUUUAAUGUUGGUGAUUUAAACAUAAGCGUCAGUGUUCUUUUUAAUUAUUUGGAAGCUAACAACAAAGUUCCUUGGGAAGAUUUGAGAUAUUUAUUUGGUGAAAUUAUGUAUGGGGGUCACAUAACAGAUGACUGGGAUAGAAAAUUAUGUAUUUCAUAUUUAGAAGAGUUAAUGCAACCAGAUCUUGUAGAUGGUGAUCUUUAUUUAGCUCCUGGAUUCCCUGCACCUCCAAAUACAGAUUAUCAAGGCUAUCAUACUUACAUCGAUGAGGUUUUACCCUCUGAAAGCCCAGUUCUUUAUGGAUUACACCCUAAUGCUGAGAUAGGUUUCAUGAGUACUACAUCCGAAAAUCUUUUUCGUACGGUUUUUGAAAUGCAACCUAGAGAAGCCGGUGCUGUUAGUGGAACAAAUGUUACAAGAGAAGAUAAAGUAAAACAAUUAGUUGAUGAAACACUAGAAAAAUUACCAGAGGAGUUUAAUAUUAAUGAAAUGAUGAGUAAAGUGGAAGAAAGAACUCCUUAUGUAAUAGUUGCUUUUCAAGAGUGCCAGAGGAUGAAUUAUCUCACUAGUGAAAUGAAAAAAUCUUUAAAAGAAUUAGAGUUAGGGUUGAAGGGAGAACUGACAAUUACUUCAGACAUGGAAAUUUUAGAAAAUGCUCUUUUUUUAGAUCAAAUUCCUUCGGUAUGGUUAGAUAGAGCUUAUCCAUCACUACUUGGUCUUGGAUCAUGGUUCUCAGACCUUUUACUCCGAAUUAGAGAGUUGGAGACAUGGACAACGGAUUUUGUGUUACCUUCAUCGGUUUGGUUAUCGGGAUUUUUUAAUCCUCAAUCAUUUUUGACAGCAAUAAUGCAAAGCACUGCACGUAAACAUGAGUUACCCCUCGACAAAAUGUGUCUUCAAUGUGAUGUGAUGAAAAAACAUAAAGAAGAAUUCAGUGGAGCAGCGAGAGAUGGUGCUUAUAUUCAUGGACUUUUUAUGGAAGGUGCUAGGUGGGACAUUUUGCAGGGAGUGAUUAUGGAAUCAAAACUUAAAGAAUUAUUUCCACAAAUGCCUGUGAUAAAUGUUCGGGCUAUAACUCAAGAUAAACAAGACUCACGAAACGUUUAUGAAUGUCCAGUAUAUAAAACUAGAACUAGAGGUCCAACUUAUGUCUGGACUUUUAACUUGAAAAGUAAAGAUAAACCAUCAAAAUGGACAUUAGCUGGAGUAGCACUGUUAUUGCAACUUUAAUUUUUGUAUUUAUUUUAAUAUUAAGAAUAGGCUUUAAGUAGGAAAAAUGAAUAAUCUUUAUUUUAAAUGCAAUGUUAAAAUUUCUUCUGAUUUAAAAAUAAAAUUAUAGUUUUAAUUUAACAAACUAAAUCUAAAAAAUUGCAAAUUUAUUUUGCGUUGAGUGAUUUAUUAAAAACUAUUCAUACAAUUAAAUCACGUUCGUCAAAUUAUUAUUAAUAUAAAAUUAGAAUACACUAUAAAGGUGUUAAUACUACAGUAAUUAAUUUUUAUAUUUAUUAAAACUCAUAUUU
This is a messenger RNA of Daktulosphaira vitifoliae (grape phylloxera), 13931 nucleotides long. It is a transcript of the gene Dhc93AB, whose product is annotated as dynein beta chain, ciliary. Gene Ontology annotation, biological process: microtubule-based movement. Gene Ontology annotation, molecular function: minus-end-directed microtubule motor activity; ATP binding; dynein light intermediate chain binding. Lineage: Eukaryota; Metazoa; Arthropoda; Insecta; Hemiptera; Phylloxeridae. Gene Ontology annotation, cellular component: dynein complex. The record is from RefSeq and is a predicted model, not a curated record. The coding region runs from base 190 to 13641 and encodes 4483 amino acids. The transcript has 80 exons.